CCCGCCUCCUGCACCCAGUCACCGCUCCCACACCCCCACCACCCCUGCCCCACCACCUCCUCCUCCUCUCCUCUCCUUCGGCCCGAUGCACUCCACCACCUCCAUCACCUCCCUGUUCUCCUUCACCAGCCCGGCGGUGAAGAGGCUGCUGGGCUGGAAGCAGGGCGACGAGGAGGAGAAGUGGGCCGAGAAGGCGGUGGACUCGCUGGUGAAGAAGCUGAAGAAGAAGAAGGGCGCCAUGGAGGACCUGGAGAAGGCCCUGAGCAGCCCCGGCCAGCCCAGCAAGUGCGUCACCAUCCCGCGCUCGCUGGACGGCCGGCUCCAGGUGUCGCACCGCAAGGGCCUGCCGCACGUCAUCUACUGCCGCGUGUGGCGCUGGCCCGACCUCCAGUCCCACCACGAGCUCAAGGCCCUGGAGUGCUGCGAGUUCCCCUUCGGCUCCAAGCAGAAGGACAUCUGCAUCAACCCCUACCACUACCGCCGCGUCGAGACCCCAGUGCUGCCCCCUGUGUUGGUCCCACGCCACAGCGAGUUCAACCCCCAGCACAGCCUCCUGGCCAAGUUCCGCAAUGCCUCACUGCACAACGAGCCCCUGAUGCCCCAGAACGCCACGUACCCCGACUCCUUCCCCCCGCUGCCCUGCAACGUCUUCUCCUCCUCCCCUGCUGGCUCCUACGUCCAAUCGCCGAGCACCGUCAGCUACCCCAACUCCCCCAGCAGUGCCACCGACCCCGGGAGCCCCUACCAGAUGACCGCCGAGACUCCGCCCCCUCCGUACAGCAUGACGGAGACCGCCGCCACCGAGGACAUCAAGCCGGGUGACUCUGCCGCCAAGCUGAUCUUCUCCGCCCCCCACAGAGCGGACCUGCGCCCGGUGUGCUACGAGGAGCCGGAGUACUGGUGCUCGGUGGCGUACUACGAGCUGAACAACCGCGUGGGCGAGACCUUCCACGCCUCGUCGCGCAGCGUCCUGGUGGACGGCUUCACCGACCCCUCCAACAACAAGAACCGCUUCUGCCUGGGCCUGCUGUCCAACGUCAACCGCAACUCCACCAUCGAGCACACGCGCCGGCACAUCGGCAAAGGCGUGCACCUGUACUACGUGGGCGGGGAGGUGUACGCCGAGUGCCUGAGCGACAGCAGCAUCUUCGUCCAGAGCCGCAACUGCAACUACCAGCAUGGCUUCCACGCCACCACCGUCUGCAAGAUCCCCAGCGGCUGCAGCCUCAAGAUCUUCAACAACCAGCUCUUCGCCCAGCUGCUCUCCCAGUCCGUCAACCACGGCUUCGAGGUGGUGUACGAGCUCACCAAGAUGUGCACCAUCCGCAUGAGCUUCGUCAAGGGCUGGGGUGCGGAGUACCACCGCCAGGACGUCACUAGCACCCCCUGCUGGAUCGAGAUACACCUGCACGGGCCUCUUCAGUGGCUGGACAAGGUUCUGACCCAAAUGGGCUCCCCGCACAAUCCCAUCUCCUCCGUGUCCUAACGACCGACGAAACCCGACGCCGUAGGGGGACAGGGGGCGGGGGCGGAACUCUCCGGAACUCUCCGGACUCUAAACGGAGUGGGGAUCGCUCGUCCUGCCAGUCAUUUCAAUCGUAAACACUCUAAAUGCAUUGGAAUACGUUAUUGUGCAGCUGAGUAUCUAAGUGUACGUGUUUCGUUUUUUUUUUUUUUUUUUUUUUAAUUCUACAGCAUUCGCAGAUCUGUAUAAUGUCUUGACAUGAUGCUCAAAUAACAAAACAAUUAUGGGAUUUGCAUAUUUGGUACUUUUGUGCUGCCCUACAUUACAAAACACGGGCCUCAAUUGAAAAUGAAAUGAAAUGGACGUAAGAUGAGUUUGUUUUGCUUCAUUUUCUUUGAGCCUUGUUUUUUGUGAUGUAGGGAAGCACAUGAUGAUUGGUCAUUUCAGAACACUCCAUGUAAGUCUUUUGGCUUGUGUGAUUUAAUCGUUUUUGUUUUUCUAUAAAAAUAUAUAUGCAUUAGCCUCUGGCUCCUUU
Molecule: messenger RNA, 2000 nt
Organism: Anguilla anguilla (European eel)
Lineage: Eukaryota; Metazoa; Chordata; Actinopteri; Anguilliformes; Anguillidae
Gene: smad9
Product: SMAD family member 9
Exons: 6
Coding region: 86-1486 (466 amino acids)
Biological process (GO): regulation of transcription by RNA polymerase II; SMAD protein signal transduction; BMP signaling pathway
Cellular component (GO): heteromeric SMAD protein complex
Molecular function (GO): DNA-binding transcription factor activity, RNA polymerase II-specific; RNA polymerase II cis-regulatory region sequence-specific DNA binding; I-SMAD binding
Source: RefSeq, a predicted model, not a curated record